Molecule: messenger RNA, 3212 nt
Organism: Monascus purpureus
Lineage: Eukaryota; Fungi; Ascomycota; Eurotiomycetes; Eurotiales; Aspergillaceae
Source: the annotation of a GenBank genome assembly
UAGAGCUCACGUAGCGCGUUCUCUCACCUUUCUGUGAGCAAGAUCAAGCAAAAGGCAUGCAUUUCAGCUGGAAAGUCCCCGGGGGGUUAAAAUGUCAUGGAUUGUCUCCGCUGGGCUAUGUGCAGCCGUAUGGAGGGCGGUCUAUUUUCUCCCCGUGGAAACUGUACACUAGCAGCUAGAUAUUUGGUCCUUCGAUCAGGAUUUUGAGGGAGUUUGUACACCCACGCCCAGAGUAUACUGCACCGCAACACUUCAACUUCAGCUUUCGACUGAUGUCAUUUCUAUCCGCAUAUGAAUUAUUAAUCAGAUUCCGGCCCUGGACUUCUGCUAUGCCGGUAUCCGGCCGACCGAUAUACUUAUCCAGGGCAUUUUCUGUAUUAUUCUGGUUGUUGUUCCUGUUAUGCUUGAGCCGAGGAGCAUAACUCUGCUGCCUUAUGAAUUCCGUUCAGCCCUGCCCCAUAUUUAGACCCGUCUACUCCGUACGGAGUGUAUUGCAUAUUGACUGUUGUGGCUUGGCAGCAUAACUCUGACUAAAUGCAGUAAGCCGGUUGCAUGACAAAGUACCAUCAGCCACUGUAGGGCUGCGCCGUGAACAGCUGUCCGCGCCGCAGUUGGACGGGAUUAAUGGCGCGCUGUAGGCUUCAUCAGCACAUCCACGUCCGGCUGUGUCUUCUUGGCUUUUUGUCUCAAAGUCAAUGGCUGUGGGACGAACUGACCUCACCUUCUGCUGCAGCGGUUGUGGCUGGGCAGAAAUCAGGGAAAUGAAUGGGACGCACAGUCAAUGAUUCUUCCAUUGUGAUUUGUUCCCGGCGCAGGACGGCAUUCGGAUGUGCCGGUAAAUUGCAAUACAUUAUAUUAUAACAGUAUCAUCUUUAGGUGGAAGAUCAUGGCUAAAGCCUAGGAUCCACCGUUCAUGUCUGUGUACUUAUAAGUCCUGGCAGUCUCCCCUUUGCUGGAGUCCCUCUGCAACUGUCAUCCAUAGGGCUGCGACGCUUUCCGUCAAUCUCCCAGCAUGAAAUUCUCGGCCUUCGUGUCCGGCUCCGUUGCCCUGGCUGGGCUGCUGUCCGGUGCCAUUGCUUCCCCUCACGGUGUCUACGCAAGAGACAUUUCUCCCCGCGCACUGCCCAAUGCCCCUGAUGGAUACACUCCCACCUCUGUCGACUGUCCCGCCAGCCGCCCGUCUAUCCGCAGCGCUGCCGGGGGUCUCUCCCCGAACGAGACGGCCUGGUUGCCGAAGCGUCGGAAGCAGACCACAUCAGCCCUGAAGGACUUCUUCGGCCAUGUGAAGAUCGACAACUUCGAUGCCGUGUCCUACAUCAACCAGCAUUCCAGCAACACCUCUCUGCUGCCCAACGUGGCUAUCGCUGUCUCCGGCGGUGGUUACCGUGCCCUGACCAACGGUGCCGGAGCCAUCAAGGCCUUCGACAGCCGCACGAGCAACUCCACUGCCAGCGGCCAGGUCGGUGGGUUGCUGCAGUCAGCAACCUACGUGGCCGGUCUCAGUGGUGGCAGCUGGCUGCUCGGUUCCAUCUAUGUAAACAACUUCUCUACCAUCGCGUCUCUGCAAACUCACGAUAAGGGAGACAUCUGGCAAUUCGAGAACAGUAUCUUGGAGGGUCCGGAUGGCAGCAGCAUCCAGGUUGUUGACUCCGCCGAGUACUGGACAGAUCUCCACGACGCCGUGAAAGGGAAGGACGACGCCGGUUUCCCCGUUGCCAUUACGGAUUACUGGGGUCGGGCACUGUCCUACCAGCUCGUUUACGCCAAAAAUGGCGGCCUGGACUACACUUGGUCGUCGAUCGCUUUGACCUCGGAUUUCCAGCAGGGAAAUAUCCCCAUGCCCUUGGUUGUGACUGACAAUCGGUACUCGCAUGAGACUCUCAUCGGCAGCAAUACUACCGUGAUGGAGAUCAACCCGUGGGAGUUCGGUACUUUCGAUCCCACCAUCUACGGCUUUGCUCCUCUCGAAUACCUCGGUUCUAGAUUCGUUGGCGGCGUCUUGCCUCAGAAUGAGAGCUGUGUUCGCGGCUUUGACAAUGCUGGCUUUAUCAUGGGGACCUCAUCUACCCUGUUCAACCAGUUCAUUCUCCAACUGAACAACACCAAGGCGCCAUCCCUUUUGAAGGAUGUGGUCGGGGCCGUUCUGGAGAAGAUCGGCGAGGAUAACAAAGAUGUCGCGCUGUACGGGCCGAAUCCCUUUUACCAGUUCCACAAUUCCUCCAACCCAGACUCGGCACAAACCGUUCUGAAUCAGGUGGACGGUGGCGAAGACAACCAGAACAUUCCCCUGCAGCCUUUGAUCCAGCCGGAGCGACAUGUCGACGUUAUCUUUGCCGUCGACUCGUCCGCCGACACGGAACACAGCUGGCCGAAUGGCAGUUCUCUCGUCACUACGUACGAGCGCAGCUUGAAUGCGACUGGCAUUGGCAACCACACGGCCUUCCCCGCUGUUCCCGACGUGAACACCUUCAUCAAUCUCGGCCUGAAUUCCCGUCCGACGUUCUUCGGCUGCAACAGCUCGAAUACCUCCAGCCCCGCCCCGUUGAUUGUCUACCUCCCUAACCACCCAUACGUGACCGACUCCAAUACGUCCACCUUUCAGCUGAGCUACACAGACAGCCAGAGAGACGAUAUCAUCCUCAACGGUUAUAACGUCGUCACCAUGGGCAACAGCACCCUGGACGCCAACUGGUCGACCUGCGUUGGCUGCGCCGUCCUCAGCCGUUCCUUCGAGCGCACUAACACAAAUGUCCCCGACGUCUGCAACAAGUGCUUCAACACCUACUGCUGGAACGGAACUGUCAACAGUACCGAUCCCGCGCCCUUCCUUCCAGCUAUGGCAUUGGGCGACGUGUCAACGAAGGAUAAUGUGGCAUCUGUAAAUGGUCCAACAAUGCUUGCCGUUAUGGCUGCUGCGGCUGCGGCUGUGGUUUCAGUCUUGUAAACCAGUGCACUGAAAUGUGUUGAUGACGCAUCUAAUUUUUUUUUCUCCUGCCCCCUUUUUGUUUUGUUCUAUUCGUGUUCUCUCUUUUUUUUUUUUUUUUUUUUUUUGGUCGCUGUAUGCUAGUUGGAUAUGACGUACAAUCACUCUUCCGAUCUAAUCACAUCUGGGAAUAUGCAGAUCCGCGUAUGAGGCUUCAAUCUACUGUAUGCAGUCCUCAUUAUAUAUUUAUAUUUCUGUAGAAAUAAAAGUCAAAUUGGAGCUACGGGCA